AUGAUGUACAUUCUUGAGCAAUGUAAUACUCGCACAAUACCUUUAACAAGAGAGGGCAAGAGAGAAGUUAUGCACAUAUCUGUCAUGCAACUCUCAAAAGGUACGGAGAUGACCUACCCAUCAUCUUUUGUUACCGUGAAAGAAGAUGAGAAAACUGCGUCUAAAAAGAAGAUACCUCCAGAAGUUACAACUGUCCUAGAGAAAGGUCAUGAUGUAAUGUCCGCUGGAUUAUCAGAGAAACUCCACCAUAAGAGAGAGGUGGAUCACAUAAAAGAGUUAGUCAAAUGUACUAAACCAUCGGCGACGUUUCUUUAUCGCAUGAAACCUCCCAAAUUGGAGGAAUCGAAGAGGCAACCGGAGGAGUUUCUCUUCAAGAAAGAGAAGUGCGAAAUUUCAUUUGAGAGAGAGAAAUUAACCACCAUGCCUGAUCCAGCAACUCUGAUCAGUGGUUUGCUUUCAAAUUUGGUACCUCUCAUUAAGGAUCAAUUCAAGUUGAUUUAUGGUUUUGAUGAGGAGGUUGAAAAGCUAUUGGGCACGCUAUCUGCAAUUAAUGCCGCACUUGAGGAUGCUGAGAUAAAGAACGUGUGGAACAAGGACAGACAAACCGAAGAUUGGUUGCGGAAACUCAAACGUGUGGCAUAUGAGGUCCGAGACAUCAUGGAUGAGUGCACCUUUGAAGAUCUUCGUCUUCAAGUCAAAAGGCGUAAUGCCUCCUCUUCAACUCGGAUCCAGGUAACCAAUUGUAUCCCCCUUCCUUUUAGCAACACUUGGUCGCGUCGUGAAAUUGGUUACAAAAUUAAGGAUGUUCAAGGGAAACUAGAACAGUUUUAUUCAGAGCGCAAAAAUUUACAAUUGCGUGAACCUAUUCAUGACUCGAAAAUAAUAAACAAGUUUACUAGUAGUUGGCGUGAAACAAUGUCACUUUCUAGUAGUCCAGUACUAUAUGGGAGAGAUAAGGAGAAGAAAGAAAUUAUUGAUAUUCUACUCAAUAAUAAUACAUCUAGUACUGAUAGUGUUGCUACAGAACUAUUAUAUGUUCUGCCAAUUGUUGGGAUUGGAGGUCUUGGUAAAACAACACUUGCCCAAAUGGUCUACAAUGACCAUGAAGUUUCUAAGCAUUUUGAUCUCAAAUUCUGGGUUUGUGUUUCUGAUGAAUUUAAUAUUGAGUUGGUCAUCAAAGCCAUCAUAGGAGCAAAUAAUGAAACUUCCUUGGAGAUAUUGAAGGACUCGAUUCAAAAUAAAUUGAGAGGGAAAAGAUAUUUGAUUGUAUUGGAUGAUGUUUGGAAUGAAAACGUUUGUGCAUGGGAUCAGUUAAGAUCUAUAUUAGACUGUGGAGCAAAUGGUGCGUUCGUCCUUACCACGACACGUAAAAGAAGAGUGGCGGAAAUCAUGAAAACUAUUCCACAUUUUGAAUUACCGUCACUCACUGAUGAUGAUUGUUGGCUACUAUUCAAAAAACGUGCAUUUGAGGAUGGAAAACCAAAAGAUUCAAACUUCAUUAAUAUUGGCAAACAAAUAGCUAAUAAAUGUAAGGGUGUUCCUUUAAUUGCCAAGACAUUGGGAAGUCAACUGACGUUUUGUGAUGACGAAAAAGAAUGGCAAAGAAUAAAAGAUAGUGAGAUAUGGGAGAAUGAAGAAGAUCUCAUGCCUAUUCUAAGGUUGAGUUACUAUGACCUCUCUUAUCAAUUGAGAAUAUGCUUUGCGUUUUGUGCUAUAUUUCCCAAGGAUACUGAAAUUGAAAAGGAGAAAUUAAUUCAAUUGUGGAUGGCUCAUGGUUUAAUUCCUCCCGUUCAAAAGCAAGAAGUUGAAGAUGUUGGGAAUAGAAUUUGGAAGGAGUUGUGUUGGAGAUCCUUUUUUCAAGAUGAAAAAGAGAGGAAACAUUUGAAUGGCACAGUUUAUACAGUAUGUAUGAUGCACGAUCUUAUGCACGAUCUUUCGCAAUCUGUUAUGCAAGAUGAAUGUUAUACAUUGAAUGCUAAGAGAUCAAGUGAUGGUUUAGGACGUGAAGUUCGUCAUGUUACAAUAAUGGUUAAACAGUUAGACCCAAUAUCACUUUCUUCUCUUAAAGAAAUUGGAGGGUUGCAGUCAAUAAUGUUCAAUGGCACAUACUAUAAUAGAAAUGGCCGAAAAGAUAUUUUGAGUGUCUUGAAGGAACUUCUGCAUUUACGUGUCCUUAAACUAAGACACAAUGUGCAAUAUCAAGAUUUGAGUUAUGUGAGUCGUCUAAAACAUCUUAGAUAUUUAGACAUUUCGUAUAGUUGGAUAACAAUAUUGCCUAAUAGUAUUUGCGAUCUCUUCAACUUACAAACUCUGAUACUCAAUAAUUGUUCUGACCUUAAAAGUUUGCCUAAAAAUAUGAGUAACCUUAUUAACCUGAGGCAUCUUUAUUUGGAUGAUUGUUAUGCAUUAAAAUAUAUGCCUAGAGGGAUGGGGCAAUUGAAACAUCUCAAGACAUUAAGUUUGUUUGUGAUAGGCGAGAAAAAAGAUCAUUGUCAACUUGAUGAAAUAAGAGAAUUGGAUAUCGGAGGAUGUUUGAAAAUUGCGAACCUUGGAAGAGUUAGUGAUGCAUCUAUUGCAAGAGGGAUAAAUAUGGAUAAAAAGUGGAGUAUCACUACGUUGGAGUUAAAAUGGGGUUAUGAUGCUGAUGCUGAUGGACAUGAGAAAAUAUGUGAAGCUCUAGAGUUUUCAACUGAGAGGCUGAAGAUAUUGAAAAUGAUUGGUUACAAAGGUGUGAAUAUUCUCCCUAAAUGGGUGGGAAAGUCAUCUCCUUCUGUAACACGCCUUGAGCGAAUGGACAAUGAUAGUGAAAUGAUAGUACUAUUCCCUAAUCUAUGCAAGCUGUACAUAAAGGAUUGCCCAAAGCUAGGGGCCUUGCCAGUACCACAUCUCAAAGCACUCAAAGAUGUUAUAGUUGUUGGUGAAUGUUCGGAUGAGUUGUUAUAUAGCAUCUCAAAUCUUAGUGCUCUCACUCGUAUCUUUCUUGGUUUUAUGGUAGAAAGAAGUGUUUUAUUUGGAGCUGGUUAUAUGGACAAUAAUAAUAAUAAUGAAGCACAAUUAGGAGGAGGAGGAGUACGCUCAACUUUCCAAUCUCUUCAAUCUCUGUCUAUUAUUAGGUGCAAGAAGUUAAGGCGUUUGUUUGAUGAGGGAAUGAUAAUGGCAGCGAGAAGCAACAAAAGCACAAGACUAGUCACCAACCUCAUGAACUCUCUCACGGAAUUGGAAAUUCGUAAUUGUCCGGAGUUGAUGAUAUCAGUUGAGGAAUUUGGAAACCUCAAUUCACUACAGAGAUUGACUAUUGAGAAUUGUCCUAAGUUGGUAUUUUCAGAAGAUGUUAUGGCACUCCUACGUCUCCUUCGAGCAAGACUUGAUUACUUCCAUGUAGAUAUUGAAUUGGAAAAGGAAAAGGGAGAGCAUAGCAGAGCAUAG
Messenger RNA from Impatiens glandulifera, 3426 nucleotides. RefSeq names its product putative disease resistance protein RGA3. NCBI's taxonomy places the organism in Eukaryota, Viridiplantae, Streptophyta, Magnoliopsida, Ericales, Balsaminaceae. The coding region runs from base 1 to 3426 and encodes 1141 amino acids. The transcript has 2 exons. Gene Ontology annotation, molecular function: ADP binding. The record is from RefSeq and is a predicted model, not a curated record. Gene Ontology annotation, biological process: defense response to other organism.